Oncorhynchus mykiss (rainbow trout) is the source of this 4347-nucleotide messenger RNA. RefSeq lists its product as uncharacterized. Lineage: Eukaryota; Metazoa; Chordata; Actinopteri; Salmoniformes; Salmonidae. Gene Ontology annotation, biological process: binding of sperm to zona pellucida; prevention of polyspermy. Gene Ontology annotation, cellular component: egg coat. The record is from RefSeq and is a predicted model, not a curated record. Gene Ontology annotation, molecular function: structural constituent of egg coat; acrosin binding.
GGGGAGAAAAAAGGGGUAAAAUUUAAUAAAAAAACAAGUUGUCUUGGUACUUUAUUUGUAAGAGUUGUUCAUUUGUUAGGCUACUGGUUCAAGGUGCAGCACAAUAUUAAAUGAUCAAAGAUCUAGUUCAGUCUUGUUAAUUAAGCAUAUUUAAACACAAUCUCUUACCUAGCUUGAUGACUGUGGGUAUUUUUUGCUUACUUUUUGUUGUUCUACAUAGAGACAGCUAGAAGGGUCAUAUUAUAUUUGUGUAGAAAUGCAGGAAAUAAGCUUUAGAUGCCCCCCAAAGUUUGAGGACCCCCAGACACCCGCAAAGUUAUGUCCCCCCCACUUCUAAAACCAAAGUUGCGCCCCUGUGUUCGCACAUGAUAGGAAUUUGCGUCAGCGUCUCACUAAAGGUCGUAGUACAAGGACUGAGGACACACAGGAACACGUACACACAUAGUGAUGUAUUACAUCAUAUAUCUCAGGGUAUAUAAGCUGUGUUCUUCCUAAUGGAAGUAGAAAAACAUUUCUGCACUGAAGCUGGUUUUUGUUUCCUUGUUGCGAUCUAUUUUUGCAACUUGUAUUGUGCUCUUAUUUUCACAAACUACUAGGGGUUAUUUCUGGAUAAUGCCACUGACUCUAGUCUAGCAAAUACGGUGCUGACCAUUUAAUUGCACAGGGUUGGAAAGGGAUUUGUUUUACAGGAGGCAGUUUCUAGCAUUCUAUCAUACUCAGGUAUAAAUCUGUAUCAGGCCGUAUAGGUUGUAUAGGCAAUAUUGCACAUACCUGUAUUAUUGAAGAUAGCUUAUAUCUUUUUGAGCAGGUAUGGCAGUGAGGUGGUGUUCCUUUGGGUUUGUGUUGUUGGUAGUGUUCGCAUGUUGUGCUGAUGCACAGCCUAACUUGAGGUUUCCUUCGUACAACAACCCCCAACCCCAAAUUACAACCUCCACGCCUAGACAGCCCCAAUGGCCAGAGCCCCAGUGGCCACAGCUGCAGACUCCCCAAAGACCAGAGCCCCAGAGGCCACAGCUGCAGACUCCCCAGAGACCAGAGCCCCAGAGGCCACAGCUGCAGACUCACCAGAGGUCAGAGCCCCAGGGACCACAACUACAGACUCUCCAGAGGCCAGAGACCCAGAGGCCACAGCUGCAGACUCCCCAGAUGCCACAGCUGCAGACUUCUCAGAGACCAGAGCCCCAGAGGCCACAGCUGCAGACUCAGAGACCAGAGCCCCAGAGACCACAACUACAGACUCUCCAGAGACCAGAGCCCCAGAGGCCACAGCAGCAGACUCCCCAGAGACCAGAGCCCCAGAGGCCACAGCUGCAGACCCCCCAGAGACAAGAGCCCCAGGGGCCACAGCAGCAGGCUCCCCAGAGGCCAAAGCAGCAGACAUCCCAGAGACCAGAGCCCCAGGGGCCACAGCUGCAGACUCCCCUGAGACCACUGCACCAGUGGCCACAGCUGCAGACUCCUCAGAGGCCACAGCAGCAGACUCAUCAGAGACCAGAGCCCCAGGGGCCACAGCAGCAGACUCAUCAGAGACCAGAGCCCCAGUGGCCACAGCUGCAGACUCCUCAGAGGCCACAGCAGCAGACUCCUCAGAGGCCAGAUCACCAGGGGCCACAGCUACAGACUCCCCAGCGGCAUGAGCCCCAGUGGCCACAGCUACAGACUCCCCAGAGACCAGAUCACCAGAGGCCACAGCAGCAGACUCCCCAGAGGCAUGAGCCCCAGUGGCCACAGCUACAGACUCCCCAGAGACCAGCUCACCAGAGGCCACAGCAGCAGACUCCCCAGAGACCAGUGAUCCAGGGACCACAGCAGCAGACUACUCAGAGGCCAGUGAUCCAGUGGCCACAGCAGCAGACUCCCCAGAGACCAGAGCCCCAGUGGCCACAGCAGCAGACUCCCCAGAGGCAAGAGCCACAUGGGCCACAGCAACAGACUCCCCAGCGGCCAGAGUCCCAGUGGCCACAGCAGCAGACUCCUCAGAGGCCAGUAAUCCAGGGGCCACAGCAGCAGACUCCCCAGCGGCCAGAGUCCCAGUGGCCACAGCAACAGACUCCUCAGAGACCAGUGAUCCAGGGGCCACAGCAACAGACUCCCCAGCGGCCAGAGUCCCAGUGGCCACAGCAGCAGACUCCUCAGAGGCCAGUGAUCCAGGGGCCACAGCAGCAGACUCCCCAGCGGCCAGAGUCCCAGUGGCCACAGCAACAGACUCCUCAGAGACCAGUGAUCCAGGGGCCACAGCAGCAGACUCCCCAGCGGCCAGAGUCCCAGUGGCCAGCAGUAACCCAAACUCCAGAUCAGAGAUGUCAAGUACCGGUUCGGGAUACAGUGCAAUGUGGAACCCCAGAUAUUACUCCAUCUCAAUGUCAGGCUAUCUACUGCUGCUUCAAUGGACAGCAGUGCUACUAUGGGAAGGCAGUGACUGUGCAGUGUACCAGGGAUGCUCAGUUUGUGGUGGUGGUGGCCAGGGAUUCCACUUGGCCCAAAAUAGACAUUGAUUCCAUCAGUCUGUUGGGGGGAAAUGACCGCCCCUGCAGUCCUGUUGGCAUCACUUCAGCCUUCGCCAUAUACCAGUUCCCUGUCACUGCCUGUGGCACCACUAUAAAGGAGGAAAGUGGUUAUGUGGUUUACGAGAACAGGAUGGCAUCUUCCUAUAACGUGGGGGUGGGACCUCGAGGCUCUAUCACCAGGGACAGCCAUUUUGAGCUCCUGUUCCAGUGUAAGUACUCUGCCACUGCAGUAGAGGCUCUGGUUACUGAGGUGAACACUGUUCCUGCACCCGCUCCUGUUGCUGCUCCGGGACCCCUCAGAGUGGAACUGAGACUGGCCAAAGGAACAUGCGACACCAAGGGGUGUAAUGACGAGUCGAGAUCCUUCACGUUGUAUUACACUGAGGAAGACUACCCCAUCACUAAAGUCUUGAGGCAGCCUGUGAACGUUGAGGUUCGCAUCCUGGAGAGGAAGGAUCCCAACCUGUUCCUGAUGCUGGAGCACUGCUGGACCACCUCUGACCCCAGCCCUGUCAGCAUGCCCCAGUGGGAUCUCAUCAUUGAAGAUUGUUCCUACCCGAAUGAUAAUUACCUGACCACCAUGGUCCCUGUGGAACAUUCCUCUGGCCUUCUGUACCCCAACCACUACAAACGCUUUACCCUCGAGAUGUUCACCUUUGUGGAUCACACUCUGUCUCCCCAGAAAGAGCGGAUUUUCAUCCACUGUAGUACCUCUGUGUGCUACCCUACUCCAGGGGUCUCCUGUGAACCGAAAUGCAACAGGCAAAGGAGAGAUGUUGCUGCUGCUCAGAGGAAGACUAUACAGAAUGCUGUGGUCUCCAGUGGAGAAGUGAUCCUGGUUGACAAAAAGCCUGUCUCCCCUUCAGACCACUAAUUCAACCAGCUACAGUUUGUAAUGGGGUAUGAAAUAAUGUACUCUGUACUUCCAUACCUGUUACAGCAGAGGUAUUGAAAGGCAUUUUUCUUGCCGAUACUUUCUUUGUUCUUGAUUUGGAAGAAACUUGUCUCUUAUAAACGUCCGUGUCCAGUUGCCAGUGGUACUCCAAAAAAUCUGAGAAUAUUCAGAAAGAUAUUAAAUCCACUUUUUGCACAGAGUGAGAGGUGGCCUCCUGAUUUUAGCUGCCAGACAUCUUGCAUUUUCCAACAUCUUUGCAGGAACUAGUCGUUUCUAUGCGACGUGGCUGACAGCAUGUCACAGAGUGCGUCCAAAACAAAGAUCUAUACACGUGCAAGAGGCGUUUCUCAAUCUAUGCAAAUUGUGGAUAUAAUAAUUUUCUGAAUAUUCUCUCUUUUUUUUUUAGUUCCACUUGCAACUAGACACAGAAGUGCGCUACUCCAGGCAUUUCCUACAUACACUGGAACCUUUCGAACCAAUAACGAAGAAAGUAUCACCAAGUAAAGGUUUGUUGGAAAUAUCCCGAUUACAGCAAGACAGCAGCUCAGACACAAACUGUAACUCUAUAUGGUUAUAAUACAACAUGGGCUCCUGAUUUUGAUUACAGCAAGACAGCAGCUCAGACACAAACUGUAACUCUAUAUGGUUAUAAUACAACAUGGGCUCCUGAUUUUGAUUACAGCAAGACAGCAGCUCAGACACAAACUGUAACUCUAUAUGGUUAUAAUACAACAUGGGCUCCUGAUUUUGAUUACAGCAAGACAGCAGCUCAGACACAAACUGUAACUCUAUAUGGUUAUAAUACAACAUGGGCUCCUGAUUUUGAUUACAGCAAGACAGCAGCUCAGACACAAACUGUAACUCUAUAUGGUUAUAAUACAACAUGGGCUCCUGAUUUUGCUAUGUAUGUAUUGUUUCUAAUAAACAGUUGUACCACAAAGUUGG